AUGCCAUACAUUCUAGUACGUGGUAACCUAGCGUCGUACAGUCAUAAGUAUCCCUGGAGGGUUUUAGUAUCAGGGCUUAAAGCGGCCGAUAUAGAGCAGUUGAGUCGUUUCUCCUCUAUAGGAUAUUGCGACGACUCGACGAUAGUAUAUUUGCAGCAUCCCUGCAUAAUAUUGACCGCUUUAGAGGUACUCGGUUAUAAAGUCGUCGCAUCAUCCAGCACUAGCAUUAAGCAGGAUUAUAAUGAGUACAUGUGGACUAUGAGAAAAGAAUUCUCAGAACCCGAACCUGAUAUCCGAACUGUUAUAAAAGAAGCCUCAGAACCUGUUGUAAAAGCAGCUGAAGUAAAGCACAACCAGGUAUAACGAUACUUUUAGCGCGGCAAUGGCAACGACAACCAAAAAGGAGUUUAUUGAGGAGGAUGACGACACUUUCUAUUACGUCGGUGUAAAAGCGUCCCCGUUUGCGACCGAUUGCGCGGUCUUCGGUUUACCACCGAAGGAGGCAUCGGCUUUACGCAGUCGCUUUCCGCUGACCCCCAAUAAUGCCGUUGUCGUGAAUGGAAUUAUGCUAAAAGGCACACCAUUCUCCGUCAUAAAUGCUCUAGCUGAGCUCGGCUAUCGAGUUAUUUGUAGUACCGGAGAAGCCGAGAUACUUUGGACAUUGCAGCGGGAAAAUUAACGCUAUAAAAAUGGGCCUUACUGCAAGCGUAUUAUACAUUUAAACGUAUUCUCUUGUGACAUAUAUUCUAUAUGUAUAUAUGUAUGUGUGUCUUUAUGAAUCAAAUUGUAGAAAUUGAUUGAGAAAUCGAUGAAAUUCGCAAUAUCUUUUUGCAAUAUUUUGUUGCACUUAUUUUUAUAUUUUAAAAUACAUGUGUUGGUCUAAAAUUACAUCUGCAACUGCGUCUUGGCGCAUUUUUACGAGUUAAGUGUAUAUAUGUGCGGACCAAAUAAAAAGGUUUUAUUUUUUCAAGAUAAUUGUAUUUUGCAAAAUUGGAUGGUGAAGUGCAGCUUACUAUUAGAAUAGUCGGAAAAUAAGAUAUUCUAUCUUUUCCUUAGGAAGCUUAAUUCUUGUACGAAAUGACAGGAAGAAUUCUUAUGUUUUCGGACGUGAUAUUUUGUGUACCGCGGAGCAAUGUUAAGUUUCUUUUACGACUUCGAAUAUGACGCGGUAAAAUUGUAUAAUCAUGAUAAGACUGCUGGGAAGGGAGGGGUGGGUGGGGGGGGAUUUGAUUACGUAAAUUGAACCAUGUUAACACUUCUGUAACGAGCAAAAUAAUUGCGUUGCGGAUAAUACCAGUGAACGUGAAAAUUUCAUCAAACCAAAGGAACGUGCGUUGAUUGCAUUAUAUCCGCUAUAUGCAAUAUGGAAGUAUUAAUUAUACAAUGAUUUGUGAUAUCUUUACCUCGUUGUGUGGAAAAUGGGUUUUUUAUUGCUUUAUUGAGGACUCGUAAGUCUCGUAAGAUCCAGAUUGGGCCAAAUUGGCACAUCGUCGUUCAGAUUGAGUUAAAUUGGUCCAUACUGGCUCUUAAAACUUUGUCUAUUUAUAUUUAUGAAGAAUUAAAUCUUAUUACACGUGCAAGUACCAUUUAUACUUAUAUCUAUAUAGUAUAGUAUUAUCGAUAAUAGCGCCUAUGUAAUGUGCUCUUUUUCAUGUGCUUUAAUAGAUGAUUUAUCGUACAAUUAAUGUUAUACGCGAAAUGGCUGAUAUCCCUCCGGAUCGACUGUGGUCCAGAGAGUUUAGGGAUAUAAGAGAAUCCCCUCAACAAACUGUUAUGAUGUUUAUGACGUUAUUUAUUUGUUUGUCAAACUUAUUGUAAACUUAUUGUGUCAAUCUAAAGAGUUAUUGCAAUUGGUGUUUCCUAUACUCAUUAAGAAUUAAUCUAUAAAUCGAGCAAAUUUAAAGAAAAGAGUUAUUAUUAUCUCAUAGUACAAGUAUAUAUUAAUACAUACAUAAGUAAGAAAAUCAAAAGUUAUAGUUGGUGAUGGGAACGAAAGAAUAUUUAGCGUUAUAAUUUCAUAGUCUGAGUAGUUAAUAUAAUUCACUAGCAGCGCUAAUUCUUGUUUGCGCUAAUAGAUAUCGGAACUUUGAAACUAUAUUUUGUAUGUACGACAAUUGUACACGAGUAUAUACUCGGCGUACAAUUGAACAUUGUACAUGAUGUACGUUUAUGUUACAAUAUAUAAGAAAUAAAUAUAUCGAUGAAGAAUCAA
Molecule: messenger RNA, 2212 nt
Organism: Solenopsis invicta (red fire ant)
Lineage: Eukaryota; Metazoa; Arthropoda; Insecta; Hymenoptera; Formicidae
Exons: 4
Coding region: 383-679 (98 amino acids)
Biological process (GO): negative regulation of biosynthetic process
Source: RefSeq, a predicted model, not a curated record